This is a messenger RNA of Balearica regulorum gibbericeps (East African grey crowned-crane), 2362 nucleotides long. The record is from RefSeq and is a predicted model, not a curated record. NCBI's taxonomy places the organism in Eukaryota, Metazoa, Chordata, Aves, Gruiformes, Gruidae.
AUGGAGGGGUUUGGGGGAGCCCCCAGGUUCCUGGCCUACCCACGUGCCUUCAUGGUGCAAAGUGGCGCUGACGCAGUCCUGAGCUGCCAGAUCACGGGCAACCCCCGGCCAAGCAUCCUCUGGGAGAAAGACAAGACCCCGAUCGAGCCUUCAGACCGCUUCCACGUGGAGGCCAAGGGGGACCUGUACAGCCUGCUGGUGUCCUGUGCCACUCCCCAGGACAGCGGGCUCUAUGUCUGCAAGGCCAAGAACAGUGUUGGUGAGACCUAUGCUGCUGCCACGCUCAAGGUGGAGGUGGGGGAGCCCCAGGAAGAGAGAUGCUCAGGUGGUGAGGUGCCCACCUUCCUUGUUGCCCCCUCAUCCACACGGGUGUGCCGGGGGGAGGACGUGAUGUUUGCCUGCAGGGUGUUCGGGCAGCCCUGCCCUGUGCUGGAGUGGGAGAAGGAUGGACGCAAGCCCUCCGACAUCUUGGAGACCAGCCACUUCGCGGUGGGGCAGGAGCCAGAGGACUGGCAUUUUCUGAAGCUAUUUGGCGCCCGACCCCCAGACGGGGGGGUGUAUGUGUGCCGGGCACGCAGUGGCUCCCAGGAGGCCCUGGCUGCUGCCGUGCUCCUGGUCGAACCCCGGGCGCUGCCGGACAGGCUCCCUAAUGGCUCUCCUGCUGAUGGCCCCGAGCUGCUGGCAGAGCGGCAACGGCGGCGGCAGCGGCACAUGGUGGGACGGCAUGCAGGACUGGACCCCCAGGUGCCCAACGGCAUGGUGCCGGCCACAGUGCCAGGGGCCAAGGCAUUCGCCGUGAGUGCGGGAAAGCAUGCCAAAUUUCGCUGCUAUGUCACCGGCAAGCCCAAACCGGAGAUCAUCUGGCAGAAGGACGGUGAGCCCCUCGUCCUUGGCCGCAGGCACCUCGUCUACGAGGACCGGGAGGGCUACUUCAUCCUCAAGGUGCUGUACUGCAAACCCCAGGACCAGGGGCUGUAUGUCUGCACGGCACUGGGGGGGUCUGGCAGGGAUGUGUCUCGUCUGUCUCUCCUGGUGGCAGAGCACCGGCUGCGGUUCCAGGUGCAGCUGGCAGAUGUGGAAGUGGCAGAGCGGGAGGACGCUGUGCUGGAGUGCCAGGUGCCGCUGGAGACCAUCCCCACCGCCUGGUACCUGGAGGACAGGGAGCUGCAGCCCAGCCACAAGUACGUGAUGGAGGAGCGAGGCGUGCUGCGGCGCCUGACCAUCCGUGACGCCCGCACCGAUGACGACGGCAUCUACCUCUGCCAGAUGAAGGACAAGGGGCGCAGCAUUGCCGAAGUUUCUGUCCGAGGGGUGAUCACAAAGCGGCUGCCACGGAAGCUGGAUGUGAUGGAGGGGGAGAACGCGGUUUUCUGCGUGGAGACGCGGGAGGCAUUGGAGGGGAUCUGCUGGAGCCGGGAUGGGCUGGAGCUGCGGGAGUCACCCCGCACAGUGCUGAAGAGCUUCGGCAGGACGCACCUCCUGGUACUGGUGCACGUCACUCGCCAGGAUGCGGGCAUCAUCUCCUUCGCCGUCGGGGAGUCACAGACAUCCUCCCAGCUCCGGGUCAAGUGUGUGAAGCGUGACCCCCCGAGUGCGCCGGUGGCGGCUGAGAUGAGCGCGGCAGAGAGCAACGUGGCCUUACUGACGUGGUGCCCUGCACCCGACGCCCCCCUCCGCCCCCCCGGCUGCUACCUGCUGGAGCGGCGGGAGGCAGCGGGGGGUGAGUGGGUGCAGUGCCUCACCACUGACCUGCCCGGUUGUGUGCGGGUGCUGGGCGACAGCGUGCCCCGUGAGGCCGACUACUGCUUCCGCAUCUGUGCCACCAAUGAGCACGGCAGGAGCAGCCCCGUGGAGUUCCCUGGCUCUGUGCACCUCGCUCCGGCAGCUCGCCUGGAGAGGGGUCUGCAGGACGUGCAGGUGCGGGAUGGCGAGGAUGCACGGUUCUCCCUGGAGCUGUCAGCGGCAGUGCAUGGCACCUGGUUCUUCAAUGGCGCUAGGCUGGGCGAGGAGGGGGAGGCUGCGAGUGGCCGGUGCUGUGUGCAGCACCGUGGGACGGAGCACUCGUUGCUGAUCCGGGAAGUGCGGCUGGCCGACAGCGGUGCCCAGGUGACCUUUGUGUCUGGUAGUGUGCAGAACUCGGCCAUGCUGCAUGUGCAAGUGCUGGAGUGCCAGGUGUCCCCCCCGGCUGCCCCUGUUCGCUGGCUGAAGGACGGCGAGGCCGUGCCCUUGGACGACGUUAUUGCAGUGCAGGUGGAGGGCUGCGUGCGGAGGCUGCUCCUCCGCUCAGCGGGUCCCUCAGACACCGGCGUGUAUACCUGUGACGCCGGGGACGAUGCUGUGAGCUUUGUGGUGACCGUGACCG